Yamadazyma tenuis ATCC 10573 is the source of this 708-nucleotide messenger RNA. RefSeq lists its product as uncharacterized. Gene Ontology annotation, biological process: maturation of SSU-rRNA from tricistronic rRNA transcript (SSU-rRNA, 5.8S rRNA, LSU-rRNA). The record is from RefSeq and is a predicted model, not a curated record. Gene Ontology annotation, cellular component: preribosome, small subunit precursor; nucleolus. Lineage: Eukaryota; Fungi; Ascomycota; Pichiomycetes; Serinales; Debaryomycetaceae.
AUGCCAUCCAAAGGCUUUAUUAAUAAGAAGGGAGAUAGAAAUCCCGGCUCCGAUGUUUCAAAAGUAUUGGCAUCUGGCAGUGGUAAAAUCAAGAAGAAAAUAAGAGACAUUCAUAGGUUGUUACAAAGGCCUACUUUACCAGCUGAUGUGCGAGUGAAUAACGAAAGAACUUUAAAAGCUUUGGAAGUGCAAUUGAAUAAUGUGGUCCAAAAGUCUAACGAAAAGAAAAACGCAAAGAAAUACCAUAUGGUGAGAUUCUUCGAGAGGAAGAAGGCCACUAGGUUGGUAAAACAAGCAAGAAUUGCAUUAUCGGCAGCAGAAGAGUCUAACGAUAGAAAGGCUGCUAAAAAGGCUCGGGUCUUUCUUAAACAUAAAGAAAUUGAUUUGGUAUACACAGUUUUAUUCCCUAAGAUGGAGAAGUAUAUCUCUCUAUAUCCAAAUUCCAAAAAUGAGGACGAAUCUUCUCUUCCUCCAAAGGCCUUAGAGGGUAUGAAAAGAGCAGAUCAAAGAAGAAUAGAAUUUAGAAAGCAUAUUGAAAAGUUGAUGAAGGAAGAAAAGUUACCCUUUAGUUUGGAGGAUGUGUUGAAGGGGAAGAAAUUCGAAGCAGAUCAAGGGACUGCUGUCACAGACAAGCAAGAAAUUGAUGCUCCUCAGAAGAAGAGCCAAGGUUCUGAAGUGGAUGAAUUUUUUGAGGAUGGAAGUGACUAA